Molecule: messenger RNA, 3109 nt
Organism: Pristis pectinata (smalltooth sawfish)
Lineage: Eukaryota; Metazoa; Chordata; Chondrichthyes; Rhinopristiformes; Pristidae
Gene: klc3
Product: kinesin light chain 3
Exons: 18
Coding region: 381-2258 (625 amino acids)
Biological process (GO): axo-dendritic transport
Cellular component (GO): cytoplasm; membrane-bounded organelle; kinesin complex
Molecular function (GO): kinesin binding
Source: RefSeq, a predicted model, not a curated record
ACACCUUUUGCAUAGUGAUUUUUGGAGGGCAGCCCGCAAGUGUCGCCACGCUUCCGGCGCCAACAUAGCACGCCCACAACUUCCUAACCUGUACAUCUUUGGAAUGUGGGAGGAAACCGGAGCACCCAGAGGAAACCCACACAGACACAGGGAGAACAUACAAACUCCUUACAGGCAGUGGCUGCAUUUGAACCUAGUGUUUCUCUUGAGAAAUUCUUCUCAUUCACUGGAGAUUGAAAAACGCAGCAACUGUUUGGCUUCCACAGGGCAGUUUGCCAGCUAAACAUUCGCAAUCGUGCUUCACUGUAUCUGCUGGGGGAGAUUAGCUGAACGCCACCACUCUUUCUGGCUGGACCUUGGCAGUGAAGAGCUAGAGCGACAUGUCCACAAUGGUGCAGAUGAAUGAGAAGCUCAGUGCAGAAGAGAUCAUAACUAGCACCAAGCAAGUCAUCCAGGGGUUGGAGGCACUGAAAAAUGAAAACAACACCAUACUGCAGAACCUGCAGGAGACUCUGAAUGGAUUGAAGGAAGAUGAAGAAGUUCACCUGGUACAAGAGAAGACCUGCCUGAUCCAGAGGUCGCUGGAGAUGAUUGAGCUAGGACUGAGCGAAGCGCAGGUGGUGACUGCUCUGUCCAACCACCUCAGUACGGUGGAGGCAGAGAAGCAGAAGCUGAGAGCGCAGGUGCGACGGCUGUGCCAGGAGAACCAGUGGUUGCGGGAUGAGUUAGCCGGCACCCAGCAGAAGCUGCAGAAGAGCGAGCAGACAGUGGCACAGCUGGAAGAGGAAAAGAAGCACCUGGAGUUCAUGAACCAAAUCAAGAAGUAUGAUGACGAGGAAGCAGCGGAAGACAAAGACAGUGUGUUGUCGAAGGCACCACUGGAUGAUCUUUUUCCGAAUGAGGAUGAACAGAGUCAGUUGCACCAGUCGCACAGCAGUGCAGCAACAGCAGCCCAGCAGGGCGGAUACGAGAUCCCAGCAAGACUACGAACACUCCACAAUCUGGUCAUACAAUAUGCUUCACAGGGCCGCUAUGAAGUGGCGGUCCCGCUUUGUAAGCAAGCUCUAGAGGACCUGGAGAAAACAUCGGGGCACAACCACCCCGAUGUGGCUACCAUGCUAAAUAUUCUGGCCUUGGUAUACAGGGAUCAGAACAAAUACAAAGAAGCGGCCAGUCUUUUAAAUGAUGCCCUGACAAUCAGAGAGAAAACCCUUGGCCAAGAUCAUCCAGCAGUGGCUGCCACUUUGAAUAAUCUAGCUGUGCUUUUCGGCAAAAGAGGAAAAUAUAAAGAGGCGGAACCACUAUGCAAGAGAGCUCUGGAAAUCCGGGAAAAGGUGCUGGGCAAAGACCACCCCGACGUGGCGAAGCAGCUGAAUAACCUGGCACUAUUGUGUCAGAACCAGGGGAAGUACGAGGAGGUGGAGUAUUACUACGAAAGAGCUUUGGAGAUCUAUCAAACCAAACUGGGACCAGAGGACCCCAAUGUGGCCAAAACAAAGAACAAUUUGGCUUCCUGUUACUUGAAACAAGGUAAAUACAGACAAGCGGAGGCUCUGUACAAGGAGAUCCUGACACGGGCUCACGAGAGGGAGUUCGGGUCUGUUGAUGGUGACCAUAGACGGGUGUGGGUAAACUCCGAGGACAUGGAUGACGCAAACAAGGGCAGAGUGCCCCCUGCAGGCAACUUCUGGAGCCACACUGAGCCUUCCAUCUGCUUCGCAACCUCCAGUGAUACAGCGGGGCCUCCAGAUGCCAAUGGAACUCUACAGCUGCGACAGAAAAACACCAAGAUUGUUCCCGUCACCGUCGAAAAGACAGCGGAUUACUUACUGAAGGCAGCGGACACCUCCCUCAACACAGCCCCCUGUAAACGACCCUACCCCUGCAUCGACCUGGACUCUGGCGCAGUUAUCUUUGCAAAUGGUCCAGACGGUUAUGAGGAAGUGAGUAUGGGAAUAGAAUGGAAUGGGGACACUCUCGGGAGUUUGAAACGCAGUGGCUCCUUCACAAAACUGCGUGACUCCAUCCGGAGGAGCAGUGAGAAGCUUGUCCGAAAGCUGAAAGGUGUCGCAGCACAAGACACACGGCCAAAAAUGCUCGGGAUGAAGCGAGCAAAUUCUCUGAACGUUCUGAAUGUGGGCAGCAGGAUUACUGGAGACACUUUUCAGCGCCCCUGCAGUAGCCUGACCGAGUCUCGGGGACUGAGCAACAGCCACAGUAACCUGACGCGCCGUGGCUCCCUGACGGAAUCGAGCUGAGGGACACCAGGCCUCGAUGCAUCUGAAGUUACCCGGGAGCCUGCAGCCGUCUCCUGUAUCCCCACACACAGGGCUUCCCAGUUCUUGCAGGGUCUGAGCCUUUAGGUGUAAGGUGCAGCCAAACCCGCUUCAUUCUCCAGAGCAACCCCACAAUGUUUGUGGUACAGCUUACAUGUCCCCACAGUACUUACAGCAGACGAACUGGCCACUCAUCCGUGCUGGUGUUUCUGGUCUACACUAACUUCCCACCCUUCCCCAACUCAACACAUUGUCAUCCUUUUGCCCUCUCUCACUGUAAUUUAUCCAGCAUGUCCAGAAAUGUGAGUAAGAAAGAACAGGAGAGGUUUUCUGUAGGGGGAGACCACGGCGCCGUCAUUGUUUCAAGAUAUAUUCCCUUCCCUCCACCUUCCCUCUUUUCUGCAGUUAACCCAGAGCUGAGAUUGCAACCUCUGCCCGAUCCAGCAAAUAACAUUUCUACAGGCAUACACCUGCUCUACUGAUAGCUCACAACCCUGGCGUACUCACCUUGCCCCUCUCACCCUGACGCUCUCUCUUCAUCAGUCCCUCUAAUCUGAAUUCCCUCUGUUCUCUCACCAUCACUUUCUGCUUCCUUCUUCCUCAAACACUAUCUAGCUUUCCCCUUUCACCCCCCUCAUUUUCUAUCACACUCUACCCUCUCUCUCUGUCUGCCUCCCCCUCCAUCUCCCUUCUCUCCUCUCUGUCUGCCUCCACCCCCAUUGUGCUCUCUUUUUUUUCCCUCGCUCUCUCUCUCUUUCCCGCUCUCUCUUUCCCGCUCUCUCUUUCCCGCUCUCUCUUUCCCGCUCUCUCUUUCCCGCUCUCUCUUUCCCGCU